GGAGGACUCAGUGGCCAAAAAAAAGUAAUUUUUGUCUGAUUAAGGGCCAUUUAAAUAUUAAUACACACCCCUUGCAUAUGCUAAUAAACUUAAUGGUACAUGAUACCACAUCUAUAUCUCCAUACUCUCCACUUAGGUUGUGUUCUACAUAACACAGGAGUAGGGGAAGAAGUAGAAAGGAAUAGGGCUGGAUGUAAGGAGGGUAGGAAUUUUACCUUUGGGAGGAAGACCCAAAAACACCUUGGAGACAGAAUGGGCUACUCUCCUCUCUCACCUCCCAAGUGGGGACACCUUCGUGGUAAGUUUCUGUAUACAAUUGUUAUUAUCAUCACACAACACAUCACUGCAACUGGUGCAUUUAUCAACAGCAAUUCUGCAUCUGUAUUUCUGCUGCUUCCAUGUACUGCACCAUUCAUCCAUUCAUCAAUCUGUGAUUAUGAAGGAUUUUAUGGAAUGUGACCAAACCUAUGGUGUUGAAUUAAUAAACUGCACUAUUUGUGAAGCUGUACAGCUAGAAUUUCCUACUGAACACCACCAGACCUAUAGUGCCAAAUUGGUUAUACUCAGAAAUUCAGCUCAGCUGUCCCCAGCCCUCUGAUCUGUGAAGGCCAGCUGGAACACAGGUGGGUUUAUUUCCUGCCAAAUUUCUUACUCUAAAAGCAACAGCCGGUACCAUGGGGUCAGCAGAGGGGUGCUGUGCCCCAUAACCCCCCAUUUCAUCCCCGUUGUGACUCAUAAAUCACCACAGCCACAACCCCCUGACACCCAUCCCACUGGCCCUGACAGCUUUGGGUCCCCUCCAGCCUCUGGGUCCUCUCCAGCCUUUGGGUCCCCUCCAGCCUCUGGGUCGCCUCCAGCCGUCUCCCUUGGGGGCCAAGGAGUGGGGGCACCUGCCUGCUGGCACAGCCACCCCUCCAGCACUCCCGGUGUCCCAGCAGGACACUCCCAGUGUCCCAGGAGGGCCGCGGCAAUGUGCCUCUGGCCACAGUCCCCAGGAGAGGGCACAAGCUGGCCGGGAAAAGCCGGAAAAUGCGCUGCCACAGGCGGCGAUGGCUUGGCCACGCGUGUCCCCCGCACAAACACGCCACAGGCGUGGGAGGGGAGCCACCAUGGAGGCCACGGGCAAACCUCCAGGGAGCAGGGCGCCGGGAUGGCAGGUCCUGCUGUGUCCUGCGGGCACCUGCAGCAAGGUCCUGAUGGCUAAAACAGAGGCCGGGGCUGGUGCCCCGCUGUGCCGAGGGCUGCGGUGGCCCCAGCCCGUGGCGGGCUAUCCCUGUGGCGGUACCCGGGUCACAGUUCCCUGCCGAGGGGACCGCUGCAGAUUUCACCAGCCGCUGCCCUUGACCGCAUCUGUCACCCCGUGCCGGCCGCCCUGGACUUUCCCCGCUCUGGCGUCACGGUUGUUCCCUGGCUGUAGCUGCAGGGUGGCACCGGCUGGGGUGGAGCCAGGCUGUCCACAGCUCCAGGCUGUCAUAGCUCCAGGCUGUCCGCAGCUCCAGGCUGUCCACAGCUCCAGGCUGUCCGCAGCUCCAGGCUGUCAUAGCUCCAGGCUGUCCAUAGCUCCAGGCUGUCCACAGCUCCAGGCUGUCAUAGCUCCAGGCUGCUGUCCACAGCUCCAGGCUGUCCACAGCGCUGUGCUCUCCCAUCUCGGCGGCGCUGCCUGUGGCCAGGACAGUCAUCCCAUUCCGGCCACCUCCUGUCUGCUAGGACAGGUCCAUCCCUCGGGCUCUGCUUGGCUUUACAGCCUCCAGGGCCACCCAGGUCUCGCACAGAGCUGGAUCUGCUGCCUGGGUUCGGCCCAAUCCCUUUGGGACCUGGCUUGGCAGCAGUGGGUAGGUUCUACCCACUCUCCCAAGAGUGAAAAGUGGUGGAAGGAAGGGCCAGACCCUGCUCCCCAUGGGCAAUGCCUGCUCCAGGUGUCCGGUGAAGGUCUGGCCGCACCCCUUGCCAUCCUCGCAUCCCAUGCCCGGUGUCACGGACCCGUCCCCAUGGUGUCUCAGGGCCAGCACUUCCCACUGCGGGGUCACUGGACGCGGCCACCUGGCUCUUGCCCCAUGGAGGGCGUUUGCUGGGUGGCUCCCACGCACCUCCCGUCAUUGGGAGCCAGCGGCCAGGUCCGGCCCCGUGUCCCCGGCGCCUUAUCAGAGACAUUGCUCAACAGCAGGCACGAAGUCGGGGGUGGGCAGGGGCCACGGCACUGCCUCGCUUCUGAGCUGCGGGGUCUGGGGAACCCCCAUUCCUGGGCGAGCUGGGGAGGGCACGUCUGGGUUGGCCAUGGGCCGGGCUGCUCCCUGCCCGCGGCACCCCCGGCUCUGUGGGGAGCCACCCACGCCAUGGUGGCUGUCACUGCCGUCCCCGUCCUGCCUUACUGA
Messenger RNA from Oenanthe melanoleuca, 2372 nucleotides. RefSeq lists its product as uncharacterized. Bases 1050 to 2372 code for a protein of 440 amino acids. NCBI's taxonomy places the organism in Eukaryota, Metazoa, Chordata, Aves, Passeriformes, Muscicapidae. The record is from RefSeq and is a predicted model, not a curated record. The transcript has 2 exons.